CUUUAGUCCCAAAUGAGUUCAAUCUUCACAGUGAUUACACUGUGAACCACAAUGCUCUUGUUCCCAUCCAAAAUAACUCAAAUUUGAGGAAUCACCACCACCAGUCCAAUAGCUUCCUUACUCCUGAUAUCACAAAUCAUGCCAAUAUGUUUCCUCCACCUAUUGCUUAUACUUGUUAUCAUGAUUCACAAACUUCUUCAUCGAGUUUAAGAAUCAACAAUUCCAGUAUGGCUCAUCAGAUGAGAUCCAAUAUGGUUUCUCCUUUCAGUAUGCCUUGCACUGCUCAAAUCUCAGAUUUUGUUGCAGUUUCUAAUGUUUUUAAUACUUCCAAUCCAACCAUUUGGAAUUCUACAUCUAAUCAGCUUCAAAAUGUUUUUGAUGAACGCUAUCAAACCUUCACUCCUAAGCCCAUCGAUUACUUUUGUUUCCAACAAAACUCGACAUCUCCAAAUUGCCAAGUUCCCAAAGAUGGUUCGCUGGUGAAGAAAAUUCACAAAAUGAUUGGGUCUUAUCCAGAAUUUGACGACUAUGUUAAUUACGAGGAAGGCGAAGGCACUGAAGAUAAUGAAACCGUAGAGUGGAUACACAACCUACCCUACGAAAAUGACGGCUCAUUUAUAUGUCUCAAGUGCAACUGUUUGUUUGAUACAUCACAAAUAUUGCAUGCACAUCUGCAGUUUCAUUGUAGGAGCGAUACUAACGAGGUGAGCAAGAAAAGACUUAGAGUUCAUCAUCAAGAGGUUCAUGGUAAAUCUCAUAAGAUCAACAAGGAUCAAACCGGAGGACAAAGUUUUAGAAGAAAGUGAAGCUAUAAAGAUGAAAUAAGUGGU
This is a messenger RNA of Camelina sativa (false flax), 830 nucleotides long. RefSeq lists its product as uncharacterized. Lineage: Eukaryota; Viridiplantae; Streptophyta; Magnoliopsida; Brassicales; Brassicaceae. The record is from RefSeq and is a predicted model, not a curated record.